AUGCCGCCUCCAGAAACCCAACCUUCCAGUUCUCAGUCCCGCCCCGGACAGAAAUUUGCCACUCUGGAUUGGUUCCCAGAACCCAGUCUCCUCCUCUGGCUCCUAGAUCGUUGGGCCUUUUCUCUGCCCCUCCUCGUGAGUGGGUCACACCACAGGGAGACACGACAGAGGCAAGAGAGGGUCUUGCAGAAAGGAAGAGGCAGGGACAGCAAGGAAAUACGACCUAAGACCAAAGAGAAAGGGACAAAACCUGGGACACAGAAGAAGAAAAGGAAUGCAGCUGUUGAUGUGGAGACUGAAUCCAUACACAGGCUGGCACUGCUGGAAAAGGAGAUGCUCCAAGACCACUUGGCUCUGUGGAGGGAUGAGGCCUGCCAAGCCAAGGCUUCUGAAGACAAGCUGAAGCAGAGGAUACAAGAACUGGAGGCUGAACUGGAGGGGGCCUGGAGUGAAGGGAAGGCCAUAUAUGCAGACAUGAGUCGUCAGUGCUGCACCCUGCAGGAGGUGAUGGAGCCCCACAGCAGGCAGCUGGAGGAGGAAGUGAGGGGCCUUCGGGCGCAGUUAGAUCAAUGUGCCAAAGGGAGGCUGAGGGCUACACAGAGAGAGGCCUUGCAGGCCCUUGGAGAGUGGGACCGAACUCUGGCUCAGCUUCGGGCCCACGUGGCAGACAUGGAGGCCAAAUACGAGGAAAUCUUACAUGACAGCCUGGACUGGCUCUCGGCCAAACUGAGAGCCGUCACCGUCCACGCCCGGCACAAGGAGCAGCUCCGCCAGUUUGGACUCAACCCCCUGGAUCUUUGA
Molecule: messenger RNA, 801 nt
Organism: Lagenorhynchus albirostris (white-beaked dolphin)
Lineage: Eukaryota; Metazoa; Chordata; Mammalia; Artiodactyla; Delphinidae
Gene: DRC12
Product: coiled-coil domain containing 153
Source: RefSeq, a predicted model, not a curated record